GCUUCCUAUACUUACCGACUGAGGCUGAGGUACCACCCACCGGAACUGGCUGAGGGAGUGCGCAGUGUGCACAGGGUAGCAACCAGUCGCUGGAGAAUAGGCCAGCCCUAAGGCAACCUGGGAGGCCUGUGGGCCUGAGGUGACCAGUGACCCUCACGGGGAGCAUCCAUCUGUUGGGAGGGGAGCCUGUGUCCUGCGGUGACCAGCGACCAGCGCUGCCUCUGGGCCUGAGAGAUUCUACUACUAAUGGCUGACACAAAAACUUCCAAGUGUGAUGAACAUUUCAGUGUGGAGAAACUAAAGGAAUGGCCAGAGCCGGAGUCUGUUUCUUUAAUGGAGGUAUUAGCUCGAGAAGACAUCGAUAAAGCUGUGCAUGCAGUAUUAUUUAGAGAAAACUAUGUUGUGAAGAGAUUGGAUACAUAUUUACAGCAUCUGGCUGUUUUUAAGGAAAGAAGAAAAGAGAUGUUACAUAAGAAAUGGGUUGAAAAUGUGGUGCAACCUCUUCAGCAGAGAAUUACAGAUAAAGUAAUUUCACAUAGAAGACCUGGAAAAAAUCAAGUGAAAUAUGAUCAUUGCUUAAAGCCCUCAAAUAAGCCGACUAAAGUGUCUUCAUCGUGUCUGUUUCAAAAACAGCAAGAGCUCAGAGAAGCAAAAGGAACCAGUUACCAGCAUGGCAGAGGAAAAAUGCAUGACACACAAAAAGAAGCCAAAGAAACUGAGAAUGGUCUCCCCUUCACCAGAUCGCCCCCAUUCCCACUCAGGCCCUAUUGCACCUGUCCCAGAGAGAGGCAGAGAGCCGCUGCGCGGCUUGUGCAGAGUAAGGCUGGUGGCAGGAACAGGUACAAGGGAGCCAGUUCUGAAAAGCCUGUCUUUACAUUAAAGUCUCAUCUGCCUAAGGAAGAGAAGACUGUCAGUCGAAGCCAGCUUGUUUUUGAAAGACAGUUCCGAGCCUCAAGGCUCAGCCAGGAUAUCAGAGAGGCUGAAAAGAAGGGUCUGGUUGUAGGGGUCGGACCACAGAGACCACGCUCCUGGGCAGCAGCAGAUAGUCUGCAGGGGCCAUCACCGGUGGGAAGAAGAGUGAUGACAGCCGAGAUCCUGGGCAAGCAUCUGGUCUCCCUGCAUCAGGCAGCCAGGUCAGGCCUCCAGUGGCCGUAGAGCUUCGCCCCUUCCUCUUGCAUGCAACUGCGAAUACUGACGGGGCAGCUUCUCUCUAGGUAGGAAGCUAUAGCAGGAAAUAUCCAAAUAACAGCAGCUAGAUUUUUAAGUUCUGGCUGUGACCCAGGAAGUCUGUGUGGGGUUUUUGUUUCAUUGAACCAUUUAACAGCAAGACAGCUUUAUCACCUCCCAGCAUUUGGCCCUCAGAAGGGCUCUGUGCCUGGCGUGGGGGCAGUCCCCAGCUCAAAGGUAUCAGGCUUUAUUCCAGUUCAGCCCUGCUCCUCUUCCAGGCUGCGCUCUCCUCACAGAUACUCAGGCGUGGCAGUGGGAAACAAAUCCGUGUGUUGCCUCUGUGGGCACGGAAGGGGCUUGACAGGAACUCCUCACCAAGGGGAGACUUCUAGUUGUAUGAGGGCUGUCUGCUUCCUGAUAGCAGGAGUCUCCUCAUAUCCUCUAGAAAGUUGGGCUCACAUUUCAGUGGGGAAGAGAACUUGACCUCCUCAGAGGCAGAUCUGGGUCACUGGGUGAAGAGGACAACUGGAGUUGCUGGCUGUACCCUCUCUGGUCAUCAAAGUCAUCUGACUCAGAUCCUUAUGGCUCCUGUGUCCUAAAUCUGACCAAGGUAUCCUGAUUGUUGAGUGACAGGGACAAUACUAGUCACACUUACCCAGUGAGAAUUAAAGUCCCUACAGGGGAGUAGGAUUGAUGUGUAGCUAUAGUUAUGAGUGACCCCAGAGUUUUAAACUCGCUGGAUUGCCAUGUCAUACUACACACAGGGUGGUCUGCAGCAACUCUCCCUGACUUCAGUUGCAUCUUGAUUCAGCACCAGCAAAACAUGCUCCCCAAACGUAGGAAAGCCGGAGCAGGCUUGCUCAACAGGCUGUGCCUGGCUCUUCCAAGCUCCCUGUAGAUAAGCAUGAUGCUGGUUGUUUCAGUUUUAGGUACCAGGUAAAGGCCCUUUUCUGUUUUAACCAGUGGUGCUGGGGUCAGUAUCUGGGGUCAGUAAGGGAUGAGUCUUUAAAAUUAAUCUUGAUGUGCUGAACUGUGUGAGUCGGCCAGUGAUUAUAUUUAAAUAAAAACGGGGAGAAUGGAAGAGGCCUGAGGUACUCUCUGAGCUGCUGGAAAACAAUGUUGUCUUAGCAGUCCAAGUGAUCCUUUCAAAGGAUGAAGAUCUUGUGUUCAAAAAUUAGUUAAAUAUUUUAAAAUGUUGUAUUUCAGUACUGACAGGCCAAGCCAGCAGUAUGGCUAUGACUCUGAAAGGACAGGAGACAGGAUGUAAUCAGGACACUGGAGCUGCAGAGCAACAGAUGUGCAGAUAAUCCUGACCUUUGCCCUUCGCCCUUCCUGUGGGUCACCCCUUUGGUUCAGACAGGCCAAUCACAGCCCCUAUGCACUUCACCCACCCACAAAAGCCACCAGUGAAAUCAAGCCCCAGAAACCUGACAGAGAUGCCCACAAAGCCCUGGGCACACUAGGAGGAGGGUCAGGCAGAUCUCUUGGCCCCACCUUACCCCAUCCUUCCGGUUACAUUAUAAACAACUUCUGAAAGUAACUGUUAAAAAGCCUUCCACAUAGAGAGUCAAGCUUUGAAAGGAUUACAUUCAUAAACUUAUACUUUUAUUCUCUUUCUGUACAUUGUUGGCAAUGAUAAAGCUUAAAGAUGCAUGUUCUAUGAAAUAUGCAAAACAAGGAAUUUACAUAAAUAAUUUAUACUUAAGAAAAUUAAAGUUGAAAAAUAUCCCCACAUUAUUAGAGUUCACAGUAUAUUUAAAGUACAUCAAGCUUUCCUCCUUAUAUUCAAACUAUAGUAUUUCAAACUAUAUUGUCUUAGCAGAGAAUGAUAAUAUCUAGUCAGAAUAAAACGAUCAAGUUUCUAUU
Mus pahari (shrew mouse) is the source of this 3033-nucleotide messenger RNA. It is a transcript of the gene Fam228a, whose product is annotated as family with sequence similarity 228 member A. The transcript is spliced from 8 exons. The record is from RefSeq and is a predicted model, not a curated record. The coding region runs from base 247 to 1155 and encodes 302 amino acids. NCBI's taxonomy places the organism in Eukaryota, Metazoa, Chordata, Mammalia, Rodentia, Muridae.